This is a messenger RNA of Myotis lucifugus (little brown bat), 2283 nucleotides long. RefSeq names its product sperm tail PG-rich repeat containing 1 (gene STPG1). The transcript has 9 exons. NCBI's taxonomy places the organism in Eukaryota, Metazoa, Chordata, Mammalia, Chiroptera, Vespertilionidae. Gene Ontology annotation, molecular function: histone binding; chromatin binding. Gene Ontology annotation, biological process: epigenetic programing of male pronucleus. The coding region runs from base 208 to 1203 and encodes 331 amino acids. Gene Ontology annotation, cellular component: germinal vesicle; male pronucleus; female pronucleus. The record is from RefSeq and is a predicted model, not a curated record.
GACCUCAGUGAUGACCAAAGGGCCAGUUACGGUGGGGAUGGCUCGGGAACGCCCGAGAGCGCGUCGGAAACUGGCUGAUGUGGGAACGGCCCACGGGCGGCGGGCGCUGCCUCCGGAGGGAAGGGCCGGGACAACAUAGGGUGCUUGGAAGAACCGUAGUCAAGUUUUUCACCAAACAAAUGAAACAUAUCACAGAACUGUGCUAAGAUGGCCACUUCGGCACAAAGAGACCUGCAGCCUGCCAGAACAUACCUGAAACUCCAGAAAGGUUUUACCGCUGCAUAUCCGACACAAUCCUCCAUUCCUUACAAAUCUCACUGGGCAAAAAAUCCAGAACCAGAAAAGAAAGGAUUUAAUAGCCAAACCAAGAGAUUUGAUCAGAAAACGGAUAACAUCCCGGGUCCUGGGUCCUACAACGUCACCCACCAAUCUCCAGUGUUCAACAGCGUCUCGCUGUCCACGAGAGGGACGUGCGCCUUUCCCUCGAGGCGUGACCGACUGGGCCCCAUCGUUUCUAAAAAUCCCGCAGCAAAUGCGUACACUCUGCCGUCAUGUUUUGUUUCGAAGAAAGACUUCAGUAAUUCCUGUUCCAGCAUGUUCCAGCUGCCAAGCUCUGGAAAAGGCCUCAAAUUUGUAACUCCUGCACCAAACCAGUACAACGCCUCCGUCUCGUUCUGCAAGCAGAGAAACAACGUCUGUGCCCGAGCCGAGUUCCAGUCCAAAACCCAGAGAGGAGCGUUCGCCAUCCCUGGAGAAGGACCUGCACCAGGGUAUUAUGAUAUCAACGAAUCCCUUGUGAAGCAGUCGCCGACGACAUUGGUGUCCUGUUUUAAAUCAAAAACUGACCGUGGAUUAAAACCGACAUCGACAGUCCCUGGCCCCGGUUAUUACAACCCACACGAUCACACCAAGAUUCCGAAAAAGACCCUUAUCCCGAGACACCGCCUCCUGAACUUCUCCACCCAGCCUCUGUCUCUGCCCGUGAAGCCGCCUCUCCCAGGCCCCGGUCAGUACGAGAUUGUGGACUACGCCGGGCCCCCCAAGUAUUUAAUCUCCAGUGCAUCGUUCGUGUCCACCACCAAGCGGUGGACAGCGGCACCGACUCAACCAGGCUUGCCUGGCCCAGCCACCUACAAGCCGGAGCUCCCUGAGAAGCAUUCCUUUCUCUACAACGAGGGCAACAGGUGGAUCCCGGUGUUGUAGCGGCCUCACAGGGCACGGGAAAGGCCGGCCACCAGCGGCCCCACGCAGGUGCCCAGGGCUGACGUGGGGCAGCUCUGCCACCUGGGUCUGGUGUUACAGCUGGGCUCGAGCUGCCUCCUGGAGAUUGGGCCCCCUACUCCUGCUGACCUCAUGGUUUCCUGAGAAGAGGAGGAGAGGACAGAGCCUCCCCGGUUCCUUCGCCAGGCACCUGGGCAGGCUGCUGUCUGCACCCUGCCCUCAGACGCAAGGGGCUCCUGAAGCUUGGGCUCCAGGGAGAAGGUAGAGGAGGGAAGAUGCCCUGCCUAGCAGCCUGGUGCUGACCAGGGCUCCGGGGCCCGCGUGCAUCUGCAGGGGGGACAGCACAUCCUUCUGGCCUUGGCUUCCAGACCCUCCUGGUGUUCCCAGAGCUGGAAGGCUCACAGGCGCUUGUAACACAGACACGAAGGGGUUGCCUGGGUUCCUUGCCCCCCACUUAGCCCUUGAAUCUCACCUUCAGGGCACCUGUGCUCAGCACCCACCCUCAGGAGAGGCUGCCAUGUGCUUUAUUGGCUCCAUAUUCAAUAGCACAUGUGGGCGGGGCCCUGCUGGAGCCAGAGCCGGGACACAGAGGUUCUGGGGGGCACGGGAGCCACGCAACACCCUGAGCCUGCAGGUUCUCACUCUCACCCAACCUUUCCCCUUCCUGGGCUGGGCUCCCCAACCUCCCACUCAAGUUUGACACACCUUUAAUGCAUCUUUUCUGGCCUGUCAUUUCCCCUUGGCAAGAGGAGAAGAUUCCCAAAGAACCAGGAGAAGAUAGAAGUAGCCACACACCCCCUCCUUCCCCAGAUGUUGGCAAUGUCUUUCCGUUUGUAAGUGGAACUCGCCCAGGCAGCCUGCCCUCGCCCCAGCGAGGACAAGGCUCUCACUUCCCUUUGCUCCCUCCUUUGACUUUUCUCUGGAAAUGCUACAUCCUGGGCCUCCAUGUCAGAACUGGCUGCUGACUGGCUCUCCACUUAGGGAGGGGUUGGAAGGAUGGAAGAACAUCCAAUUAAAUUGAAUUCUUGCAUCUCACCAAAGCUGGCCUCUAAGUGACCUCUG